CUCUCUCUCUCUCUCUCUCUCACAAUAACAUUGAGGUAUUGGAUUGGAUGAUAUGUUGAAGCUGUGGAAAUGGUAUCAGAAUUGCUUGGCAGUACAUCCUGUUAAGACACAGGUUAUCAGCUCAGGUUUGAUUUGGGGAUUUGGUGAUAUUGUUGCUCAGGCCGUCACUCACUCCACCGUCAAGAAACAUCAACAAAUUGAUGAUGAAGAUAAGGAAUUAAAGAUCAAUUGGCGACGAGUAGCUACCACAAGUUUGUUUGGCUUUGGAUUUGUUGGACCAGUUGGCCACUUCUGGUAUGAAGGCUUGGAUCGGUUUAUAAGGUUGCGGCUUCAACAACAACCAAAAUCCCUCCGGUUUGUUGCAACUAAAGUAGCAGUUGAUGGGUUAAUAUUUGGUCCCUUGGAUUUACUUGUUUUUUUCACAUACAUGGGUUUUUCUACCGGAAAAAGUGCUGCCCAAGUCAAGGAAGACGUGAAAAGGGAUUUCCUCCCAGCUUUAAUUCUGGAGGGAGGCAUAUGGCCAAUUGUUCAGGUGGCCAACUUCAGAUAUGUUCCAGUGAGGUAUCAACUCUUGUACGUCAACUUCUUCUGCUUGUUGGAUAGCUCUUUUCUUUCAUGGCUCGAGCAACAACAGGAUGCUCCUUGGAAGCAAUGGUUGAAAUCAUUUCUGGCAUUAAAAGAACAAGAAGGCCAAGGUGGAUAGUUGCUUCUGCUUCUUCCCCAAAUAAUGUUCUUUUUUUUCUUUUGUUGGUCUCGGGAUCAUAAAGAAAAAUACAAAUCAGAGAACUGUGAAAGAGUAGUGUUAAUCCCCAAAUUGCCAAGUUGGAUUUUUGACGUUGGCAACUGGGAAGUGAUGGACUUUGCUCUUGAGCUUACUGAGGUUUUCACGUCAACAAGGUAAGCUGAGCUGACUGUUCCAUACCAUUUCUAGAUAAGAUUUGUUGCUUUCAAUGGACCUCAUGCUGUGAUUCUACUUGUUCUUGUAUCAGUCAACUGAAAGAGAU
Ilex paraguariensis (yerba mate) is the source of this 1004-nucleotide messenger RNA. The record is from the annotation of a GenBank genome assembly. Lineage: Eukaryota; Viridiplantae; Streptophyta; Magnoliopsida; Aquifoliales; Aquifoliaceae.